Brachypodium distachyon (stiff brome) is the source of this 2254-nucleotide messenger RNA. RefSeq names its product pentatricopeptide repeat-containing protein At1g08070, chloroplastic. The transcript has a single exon. The record is from RefSeq and is a predicted model, not a curated record. Bases 322 to 2097 code for a protein of 591 amino acids. Lineage: Eukaryota; Viridiplantae; Streptophyta; Magnoliopsida; Poales; Poaceae. Gene Ontology annotation, biological process: RNA modification. Gene Ontology annotation, molecular function: protein binding; RNA binding.
ACUACGGUCACAUGAGUGCGCCGCCCCCUCCGCAAAGCACGUACCGCGGCGCCUCGCUGAUGCUCUCCGAAACACAAAGCAAUGCAUUACCGCCGCCCCGUAUCACGCACGACGGCACUGGCACUGGCACCGGAGGGCGCCACGCCGCCACGAGCACUACUAUAGUGCCCAAUGACUGAACACGUGAGCCGAGCCAGAGCCGGACCUUUUCGCAGCGCGACAUGCCUUGCCGCCGCACCUCGUCGAGGCCUCAAUCACCCACGCUGACCGCGCUACCGCCGCCCGCCCAAAUCUCCCGCCGAGCGCUGCCCACCGCCAACGAUGGAGGCCGGCCUCCUCAAGACGCGACCGCUCCACGCCCUCCUCUCCGACCCCACCACCUCCUGCGCCGCACGCCGCCUGUUCGACGCGUUGCCGCGCCCGACCCCGGCGCUCUGCAGCACGCUCCUCUCCGCGCUCUCCAGGCUCUCCGCGCACCACGAGCUACUCGAAGCCUUCUCGUCGCUGCACCGCAAGGGCGCCGAGGUCCCGCCCGGCUGCCUUCCGCUCGUCAUCAAAUCGUGCGCGCUGUCGGCCGCAUCCUGUCAGGGCAGGCAGGUGCACUGUCACGCGCUUGUCCGGGGCCUGCUUGGGGAUAUCUUUGUGCAGACUGCUUUGGUGGAUCUUUAUGCUAAGAACGGGGACAUGGAGUCUGCCGUGUUUGUAUUUGAGGAGAUGCCGGUGAAGGAUCCCAUACCAAUCAAUUGUUUGAUCACCGGAUAUUCAAAGUCCGGUGAUGUGGAUGAGGCCAGGAGGCUGUUUGAUGGUAUGUCUAGAAGGACUUCUGCUUCGUGGAAUUCAAUGAUCGCCUGUUAUGCUCAUGGUGGGGAAUUCCAGGAAGCGCUGACGUUGUUCGAUCGGAUGCUGAGUGAGGGUGCAAGGCCAAACGCCAUCACAAUUACAACAAUGUUUUCGAUAUGUGCCAAAUCUGGUGAUCUUAAUACUGGAAAGCGGGUAAGGGCUCUGAUCGGAGAGGAGGAUUUGCAGAACGUGAUAGUGCACACUGCUUUGAUGGAAAUGUAUGUAAAGUGUCGGGCUAUUGAUGAGGCGCGUCAAGAGUUUGACCGUAUGUCGCGGAGAGAUGUCGUGGCAUGGAGCACUAUGAUUGCUGGCUAUGCGCAAAAUGGCAGGCCACUUGAGUCUCUACAGCUGUUUGAGAGGAUGAAGGCGACCGAUUGCAGGCCAAAUGAAGUGACGCUUGUUGGGGUGCUAUCUGCAUGUGCUCAGUUGGGUUCUGAUGAACUAGUAGAGCAGAUUGGGAACUAUGCUGAGAGUCAGAGGCUACCACUUACCAGUUACCUAGGAUCAGCACUAAUCGAUAUGUACACCAAGUGCGGGCAUGUUGGCAGAGCCCGCAGUGUUUUCGACCGGAUGAAACAAAAGGUGGUCAUCACUUGGAACUCCAUGAUCAGAGGCCUAGCACUGAAUGGCUUUGCAGAAGAAGCGAUCAGCUUGUACGAAAAGAUGGCAGAGGAGGGGGUCCAACCCAACGAGAUCACCUUCGUCGCGCUGCUAGCAGCGUGCACACAUGCUGGUUUGGUAGACCAAGGCAUGGCGUUCUACGAAGAGAUGGAGAGGAAACACCAUGUUUCUCCUCAAGUGGAGCAUUGUGCGUGCAUAGUGGACCUCCUCUGCAAAUCCGGCAGACUGUGGGAGGCGUACAAGUUCAUCUGCGACAUGCAAGUUGAACCAAACGCGGUGAUCUGGACCACUCUGCUCAGUGCCUGCAGAGUGCACGCAGACGUCAGGCUCGCCAAGCUUGCCGCGAGCAAGCUCCUCGUCAUGGAGCCUGACAACUCCUCGAUCUACGUCCUCCUGUCAAAUAUCUACGCUGAUGCCGGCCUAUGGGUUGAUGUGAGAGAGGUCAGAGACCUGAUGAGGAGCAACAACGUGCAGAAGCUGUCUGCCUACAGUUGGAUAGAGCUGGACGGUGAGGUGCACAAGUUCCUGGUGCAAGACACAUAUCACCCGAAAUCAGCUGAGAUUUACGACGUCGUCGACGGCUUGGGGUUGAUGCUGGACUCUGAUCCUGACCUACUAGUUUCAGAGUUCUGUUGAAAAUAUUAUCAUGGAUUAAAACAAUUUUUUCAGGGAAAUGCAUAGCAGAUUGGCAAUACUUGUGCUUUGGUCCCUUUUUCUAUUUAGAAAGCACUUACUUUGAUUCUACAAUGUACUUUUUUCGUUUCAAAAUAAGUGUCGUAAUUUUGUUUCAAAA